UAAAUUUGUGCAAGAGUGUAGAUCACAAGGUGAGUCUCUAUUUAAAAUUUAAAGAUAGGCCAGUGUUCACAACUAUAUAGGAGAUAUCCAAGCAAUGAGCACACAAGAAUAUGAUCGAGAGAAAGAACUCAAGGCAUUUGAUGAUUCGAAAGCUGGUGUCAAGGGGAUUGUAGAUGCUGGUGCCACAAAAAUCCCUCGAAUUUUUGUGCAUGAACAAGCUCGCUAUCAUCAAAAAUCAGGCUCCAAAGACUGUAAGUUUACUCUCCCAAACAUCGACUUCAAAGGCAUUGACAAUGAUGCAACUUUACGUCGUGAAGUGAUUGAGAAAGUUAAAGAUGCUUGUCUCAACUGGGGCUUUUUCCAAGUUAUCAAUCACAAUAUACCGGUAACUGUGAUGGAUGAAAUGAUAGAGGGGGUUCGUAAGUUUCAUGAGCAAGAUACCGAGCUGAAGAAGCCAUUCUACUCGCGUGAUUUCACUAGAAAGUUUUUGUAUUAUAGCAACUUUGAUCUGUAUAAAGGACCUGCUGCCAAUUGGGGAGAUACCAUUUUCUGUAUUAUGUCUCCAGAGUGCCCUGAAACCGAAGAAAUGCCAGCAGUUUGCAGAGAUGUUAUGUUUACUUAUUCAAAGUACAUAAUGGAGAUGGGGAUUAGUGUGUUGGAACUGAUCUCUGAGGCUCUUGGACUUGCUCCCAAUUACUUGAAAGAUAUAGCCUGUGCUGAAGGGCUUUUCCAAAUUGGUCACUACUAUCCUUCGUGCCCUGAACCCGAACUUACUCUAGCUACUGGCAACCAUUCUGAUAGUGGUUUCAUUACCAUACUUUUGCAAAAUCAUAUUGGCGGCCUCCAAGUCAUGCAUAAGAGCCAGUGGAUCGAUGUUACUCCUGUUCGUGGAGCUUUAGUCGUCAACAUUGGUGACUUCUUGCAACUCAUAACCAACGACAAAUUCAAGAGUGUAAAUCACAGAGUUUUGGCACAGAAAAUUGGUCCAAGGAUAUCAGUGGCAAGUUUCUUUAGAACACACUUUCGAGAGGAAAUUGCAUCGAGGUCAUAUGGCCCAAUUAAGGAGUUGCUGUCAGAAACAAACCCGUGUUGCUAUAGGGAGACUACUGUUAAGGAGUUCAUCACACACUAUUACAACAAAGGCCUCGAUGGAACCUCUGCACUUUUGCCUUUUAAGCUUGGCUAUAAGCCUAUAACUAGAAGAACAUAAUAUAUGUGCAAGAAUGUAGUCUAUACAUGAAAUUUCGUGGCACGGAGCAUUGUUGAGUAAAAGAAAUGUUUGUAAUUCUCAGUUGCAUCUGCUUG
Daucus carota subsp. sativus is the source of this 1305-nucleotide messenger RNA. Its product is annotated as 1-aminocyclopropane-1-carboxylate oxidase homolog 1-like. The record is from RefSeq and is a predicted model, not a curated record. The transcript has 3 exons. Lineage: Eukaryota; Viridiplantae; Streptophyta; Magnoliopsida; Apiales; Apiaceae. The coding region runs from base 95 to 1210 and encodes 371 amino acids.